AUGAUUGCCGAGGUCGCCGGCAUGAGCCUGUGGUUCAUGUCAGCUGCGAUCCUGCCGGAUCUCACGCGGGAAUUUGCAAUCUCCGAAACACGGCAGGCAGCGCUUUCAAGUGCUGUCCAGAUCGGGUUUGUCGUCGGUGCACUCGCGUCGGCGCUCCUGGGUCUUGCCGACCGGAUCGACCCGCGGCGACUGUUUGCCUUUUGCGCAAUCACGGCAGCGCUUUUCAAUGCGAGUCUUCUGGUUGUUGAACCCGGCGGCUUGGUGUCGAUCUUUGCACGGUUCGCGACAGGUGCCCUGCUCGCCGGUGUCUAUCCGGUCGGCAUGAAAAUCGCCGUCGGCUGGGGCCAGAAGGACCGGGGUUUUCUCGUCGGCACGCUUGUCGGCGCCCUCACCCUUGGCUCCGCCGCGCCGCACCUCCUGGCGCUUCUGGGAGGAGCAGACUGGCGCUGGAGCCUGAUCGUUGCCUCCAUUGCGUCUGCUGCCGGUGGGGCCCUCUGCCUCUUUGCAGCACUCGGUCCCUUUCAUGCCAAGGCACCGCGCAUGAAAAUCCACGCGAUCUUUACCGCCUGGACCGACCGGAAAAUCCGCUACGCCUAUGCAGGAUAUCUCGGUCAUAUGUGGGAGCUCUAUGCCAUGUGGGCCUGGAUCGGCGUUGCGCUGACGCUGUCGUUCUCCGCACACAUGCCCGAGAGCGAUGCUGUUUCCCUGUCCCGCCUGAUCGCCUUUCUGACGAUUGCUGCCGGGGGCGUUGCCAGCGUCAUCGCCGGCAUCGUUGCCGACCGGGUCGGCAAGGCAAACAUCGCAAUCCUCGCCAUGAUUGUCAGCGGAUCCGCCGCCAUCGCAUCAGCCAUCACAUUCGGCGGCCCCGUCUGGCUGACGAUCCUGUGCGUUUUGAUCUGGGGCGCGGCGAUCCUGCCGGACUCAGCCCAGUUCUCCGCGCUCGUCGCCGACUAUGCUCCGCCCGAACAGGCCGGCAGCCUGAUGAGUUUCCAAACUGCGCUUGGCUUCGCGCUAACGUUUUUCACGGUCCAGCUCACACCACUCGGGGCGGAGCUUAUCGGCUGGCCCGGCAUGUUCGCCCUGAUGGCGAUUGGUCCCGCGCUCGGAAUUUUGGGCAUGUUGCGGCUGAAGCGGAUCAGUUGA
Effrenium voratum is the source of this 1143-nucleotide messenger RNA. The record is from the annotation of a GenBank genome assembly. Lineage: Eukaryota; Dinophyceae; Suessiales; Symbiodiniaceae.